GCCACGGCCAGCCUCAAUACCUUCUCACAAAACAAGAGACGUUAUCGACGCCAUACAGCCAGCAAAAUGAGCAGUUCGCUAGAAGACGUCGGCGCUGUUUUCGAAUCACUCGGUGACCUCGAGAAGGAUUUUGCGCAAGUCGAACUCGAUGCUCUCCGAAACAAAGAGUACUCUCUGAAGCCAUUGUAUACGAAGCGCAAGGCACUGCUCGACCGAGUGCCUGACUUCUGGCCUACGGUAUUCGGUAACGGUCCCGAAGAAGUUCAGCAGUUCCUCUCGCCAGACGAUCUCGCCCUCAUUUCCUGCAUCAAGUCGUUUACCGUUGACCGACACCAAAUCGAGUCCGCAACGAAAGGUGAACCUCGCAGUCUGCGCUUUACCUUCGAGUUCGCCGAAAAUGAGUUCAUCGAGGACAAGCAACUGGUGAAAGAAUUUGAAUACAAGCCCCGAGAAGAUGGCCCAGGCAGUCUAGUAUCAAAGCCUAUCCCAAUCAAAUGGAAGAACAAAAAGAAGGACUUCACCCAUGGUUUGCUCGAUGGUGCGGUGGAGCUUCACUCUGCCGAAGAAGCGCUGAAGUUGAAGAACGGCAAGGAACAGGUCGAGCUCGUCGAUCGUGAGGCGUUGUGGCAGCACGAGAAGCUGCGCGACAAGAUGGUGAAGCUUGAUGAAAGCGACGAACAUGAACCAAGCUUCUUCAAUUGGUUCGGGUUCCGAGGCGCGGUGAACACGGCCGUCCCCAAGAAACCUGCCGACAAUGGAGCCAACGGCGCCGACGAUGAGGACGAUGACGAGGAGGUUGACCAAAUGCUGGAAGUCGAAAUCUUUCCAGCCGGCGAAGAGGUGGCCAUUGUGCUGGCCGAAGAGCUCUGGACAGACGCUAUGGAUUACUUCAUGUCUGCCCAAGACGACUUCCCAGGGGCGGAUGAGCUCGAUAUGGACGAUGAAGAGGAAGAUGAGGAGGAUGCUCCGGAGCUGGUGACCGCCGAGGAAGCCAGACCGAACAAGCGGCAGCGCAAGAACUGAGCUUCUGUUUUCUGUAAUGCCUUUUUCGGAUAUGUCGACAUGUACCAUCACCAGACGAGACCAAAAUUUGUCCACCUCUUUGUGACAGAUAGCUGGGUCAAAUGAUUAUCACUCUGUCUUG
Exophiala xenobiotica is the source of this 1144-nucleotide messenger RNA. RefSeq lists its product as uncharacterized. Gene Ontology annotation, biological process: nucleosome assembly. Gene Ontology annotation, molecular function: histone binding; chromatin binding. Lineage: Eukaryota; Fungi; Ascomycota; Eurotiomycetes; Chaetothyriales; Herpotrichiellaceae. Gene Ontology annotation, cellular component: chromatin; nucleus. The record is from RefSeq and is a predicted model, not a curated record. The transcript is spliced from 3 exons. The coding region runs from base 67 to 1023 and encodes 318 amino acids.